Molecule: messenger RNA, 1683 nt
Organism: Tremella mesenterica DSM 1558
Lineage: Eukaryota; Fungi; Basidiomycota; Tremellomycetes; Tremellales; Tremellaceae
Exons: 5
Source: RefSeq, a predicted model, not a curated record
CCUCUACCACCUCUCAAGAACCCUAAAUAUCGACACAUCUCCCGUUCAGCCGCUAAACGAGAAUCCGUUCAGAUGCUCGGUUCCAUCAAAGAUCUCCAACUCCGUUUCUCUCAAGCUGGUUUAGUCGAACAUCGUCCCGGUUCUGGAGCUGGAGUGAAAGCAUCUUUGGGUAGUUUAGGAGAAGAUGAUGAAUUGGAAAAUCGACCUCCUCAAAUCACCCCUGCGAAAAAAGAUAGAAGACCUUGGAAAGAUGUCGAUUUACCACGUAUGGACCCUUUGGCUGCUCGUAAAGAAGCUCGAGGACUGGUAUGGCGUAUGAGAAUCAUGUGGGAUCUACCAUUACCUUCUCCAUCUCCUUCUCCUAUAUCCCCCAAUACACCGAUUACCCCAAAAAAAGCUAGAGAAAACAUGAGAGAUUUACUCAUCAAAACUGCUCAAGCUGUUCGACGAGUCAGAACGUUGACUUUAUCCAUCUCUCAUACUCAUCCAGGUGAAGGGGGUAGAAGAAUAUCAUCAUCAUUUCUACAUGCUCCUAGAUCUGCAAGUAAGAUCCGUACUUCCUUUUCCACUCCUUCUAGACCGAAUGCGUUGCCUAGAGCCGUCUCGACAGGACAACCAACGAAGAAGAGUAGUCUAGGUCCUGGAGAUGUGAUACAGGAUGAAGAUCCAUAUCUCGAACUGCGGAAAACGGCAUUAGAUGUUCUAGCUCAAUUGAGAGCAUUGGAAGAAAGGUUGAGAAUCAAAAACGAUACACCUCCUACUUCUCUUCGUCCGACCUCUGCAGCAUCGGGGACUUCUGGCGUCUUCUCGGAACCGGAGGGAUAUUACUUUGAUGAUGAAGAGGAAUACAAUUUGAACGCUUUGGCGAGAGAUGAAGAUAUCCGACAUUUGCUCACGUGGGAAGAGAGGAUAAUCGCCGAGCAGAGGGAAUAUAGACAGCUGGACGAGGAGGAAUGGGAGAGUGGAGGGAAAUUAGCAAGAGAAAGUGUGACAAAUUGGGUAACAGUGGUGGAGACACUUUUCGCGGUGGAAGGUGGGCAAAUGGUGGACAUACCUCCUUGGGCUUUGUCAACCUGGAAUGGGGAUGAUUUGAUACGAACACAUUCAUUCCUCAUGGCUCAUCUACCUCUGACAUUGUCUCUGUUGCUUCCUCCUACAUCUGCCUCGGAUUUCCGACGCACAUUCCUCCAAGCUUUAUCUGACGGAUACAUCCUUGUAAGAGCUUUCAAUGCAUGUCUUCUCUCAUCACGGAAAACAUGGGGGUUCAUCUCGGAGGAAGAUGUCCACGACACUAUCACCGGAACGGCAGGUACUACUUCACCUGACGAAGUUGAUGAAGGCAAGAAAGAUUGGACAUUCAGACGAGUCGGGAAUCUCACUUGUUGGGCUGCAGCUUUGAAAACGAGAUACAACAUCCCUAUCCAUCUACCAUCCUCUACCACCGCUUCUGCUUUCCUUCCAAAACCUACCAAACUUCUCACCGUCUCCUCUCCAAAUCCACAAAGACAAGUAUCUCCUCCGACCAUUCCCAGUCCACUCUCUAUUCCUCUCAAUAAGAAAUGGAAGAAAGACGAAUCAAUUUUAGAUUUUGACCCUCUUAUCGUCGCGCGAAGGGGUGAAGGUUGGGAAGACAUGUUAAUUGAAAUCAUGAAACGAUGGGUUGAUGCAGUAGCGGAGGAAAUU